GCACUUUUCCCUGGUGGUGUAGAUGAAGAAGACUGAUGAAGACGGACUAAGUGGAAGUGAGGCCACAGCUGCUUUGACUGAGGUUUAAACUUGAGGUAUGAGGAUUAAAUCUUAAAACGAUCAAGAUAUCUGAGUCAAUUUAUGAGGUACAAGAAUGAGAAAGACUGUUAAGAAAUAACAAGACACAUUCAGUGUUGACUUUUUAAGUACCAAAUGUAAAGGAUACUGAAAUUUUCCUCAUUUUAUUAUAUGAGAAUAGAUACAUUUGAAGUUCAUGGUCAGACAGCAUACUCUACAUUCAAUACUCAUGAGACCACAUCUGCAGUAAAUCUGCUACACACAGGUUAUUUGUGUUGCCCUUCACAAACCUGUUGAUAUAACGGGCUGCCUAACCAAAAUACAUGACCGUUUUUCUGCCCCAGCACCAAAACACAUAACCUCUGUGUUUUCACUCAAACACAUCUAAAGAACUGAACCUGCAAAUGUGGGGUUACACUCACUGUCAAACAUCACUGACUCCCUCACAGAGAUAUCACAGGGCAAGAGAGGGAUUGUACUCACUAUUGAGCCCCCGACCGUUGUCCUCUACUAUCUCUCUUUCUCACUUGCGGUUUUAUUUUUAGCUUUCAAACAACUGGUCUCCUAAAAAUGGGCCUGUCCUGCACAAGUAGGGGGAGAGCACUGCUGCUAUGUAUGGUAUCCACCCCCACCAGAACCUCACAGGGCCGACAGUGCUCCUCUUUUGCCUUUAUUUCUGCAGAGAAAAGCAUGGAAGAGUGACCACAGUGGAUAAAAGAGUUGUAAGGUCCUGAGGAUGCCUGUAAAGUCUGGAUUCCUCUGCAAAGCUUGGGUUGCUUGAGAACUGCUGCUGACAAUUAUCUUCAGCUUUCUUCAAGGUUUCCUGUCACAGGGCUUUGGUGACCUUUUUCAUCGCAGUUUGAUUCUGUGAAACUAAAACUCACUCUGACCUUCUGGGGGUGUGUGGUUAUUCUGCACCAUGCUAUCCCUGUGGUUGUUCCUGCUCCCUUGCCUGAGCCUACUGCCUCUGGUCCCAGCUGAAAAAGGCCUGGAGUUCCCACAGUAUGACGGGAAAGACCGGGUCCUUGAUGUCAAUGACAAGAACUACAAGAAAGCCUUGAAAAAGCACAGCAUGCUCUGCUUGUACUACCAUGAGCCCAUACCGGACAGCAAGGAGCUGCAGAAGCAACACCAGAUGACUGAGCUGGUGCUGGAGGUAAAAUGAUGGACUGAUUACAGUUCAAUAAAAGGUUAUAUCACAUAAAAAUAUACAAUAGUUGUCAUAGUUUGGAAUGAAUGGUAUAUGUGUAAAAGUGGUAGUGGAUGUGAAGUAUUGAGUCUAAAAAUAAGAGCUGCUGGAGUCUAAAACUUCAAAUCGUAUUGCUUUAAUUUCUGUAACAGUGAGUUUCACCAGGAUUGAUGCAUGUUUUUUUCAGCCUAGUGUCUGCUACUACAUCAUGCUGUCUCUAUUUGCAAAUCUAUUAGUGCGUGUUGUAUCUAGGGAAUGCUACAAUCUGGUAAAAACAAGAUAAGAGCUCAGGGGUGAAAUGUAGUUUUCAAGGGGGAAAUAUAAUCUCCUCUAUUGUAGGCUCUGGUGGACCCAGUUCGCUUAAGGUUAAUUAAAAAAGGCAACAAAACAGCUAAGCUAAUCAGCUAGAUACAUCUUGAACUGAUAGCUCAUGUGAAUCCCUCUGUUUGAAUCCCACAUAGUAGGAAACAUUGUGCACUGUGCCCUGUAUCAGGUUACAAGCGGCUGAGAGUGAACUGCUCUCUGAUCUGCAGAAGGUAAUCUGAUCCAAGUCCUGAUAUUAGCUUCUCUUAUUUUACACAGCACAGGUGGGCCAUGUUAGUGUAGAGACAGGCAUGGAAACAAUGCACCCUAAAGAUGUUACAGCUGAUCACAGUCGGCUUUAUGCUGUAGGCCUAAUGAUUACUUGUGUACAAAGGCAAAUGUAGAUUGAAACACAUUUUAUUGCUUUUCUAAAACAACUUUGGUUUAUAUUAAUAUGUUUCAAGCCUAUUUGAUUUACUACACAAUUGUCAGGAGAAAUUCAGACAUGCCUAAGAGGAAAUUUUGUGCUGAGGCCCUAAGCAGACAUGCAUCCACACAUUUUCUUCCAAUCCACUGUCCAGACACAGUCAAAUCUGAGCAGAUUAAUUUUAGUAUUUCAGAUAACAACACAAGUUUCACUGCAAUAAAUACGCAUUUUUAGCUAUUUUACUUUUCUCGGUAUCUCUUACAACAAAGCUGAUUUUCUUGUAAUUGUGGUCCUGCUAUUACUCAAAAAAGCCAGUCCAGUAAAAUCAUAAAAUACAUUUGUAGGAGGAAAAUUGUAGAAAUGCAGAAUAUAGUAUUUUUUUGCAUCUAAACUAAAAAAAAAACAACAGAGAGCAAAAAUAAAGAGGGAAAUCAGACAUAAGGCCAGCUAAACCCACUAACCCUUUAGCUAGCUUUAGGCUCAUGCUAAGGUUAGCAUUCAGCCUCCUUCUAGCCAAAGUUGUUAUAAAAGAGAGGUCAGUUUCAAGCCAAAGUUAUCUAAGUUAUGUUUAAACCCUUUCUCGUUGACAUGUAAGACUAACAAUAGUAACAGACUAUUGGCUUUCAGCUAUUUCCAAGCUAACUCUGAUGUUAAAUGCUAAAAAUAGCUCUGAUGCAUUAUUAAAGAUGUUUUUUUACUUGAAUAUUGGCCAUAUUUCCAUGAAUGAAAGAAUCUGUCCAACACCUGGUUAAAUAUAACACACAUCCCGGACAAUAGUUAUGUCAAAAGUCUGAUCAAACACUCUGAGGAUACCUCUUUUUGACAGUUUUCUCUUUCUUCCUGAGCUUUUUGCCCUGAAUUUAAGGUAACAAAGAUAACCGAAAGAAGCACAUCUAAAACAGGAGACUCUCUCUCAGCUCACCUACUGUACUUCAUGGAUCAAUUGCCAGAAUAAUUCCUCCUGCUCUGGUUAUAUUUAGAUCAAGGCAGUCUGGAUGAUUAUGUAACUGUGUCUCCGGUGCCCCCAGGCAGCUUUAGCGCCUCUGUCAUAUUGCCAACUUUGGUAUUAUUUCUUUUCCUCAGACCUUACCUGGCCCUUAGGUCAAACUCACAUCCCUCUUUCCCUUCACAAAAUCCACUUUAACAUGCUAUUCUUUCAGGAUCUAGGAUUUAUUUCUUCAGUGCUCAGAAUCUAAAUACUUUCUACAUGUACAGUCACCUGCUUACCACUUAGCCCUACAUGAAAUGUCUUUCUUUUCUUUCUGUCUACAGCUCGCAGCUCAGGUGUUGGAGGAGAAGGACAUAGGUUUUGGCAUGGUCGACUCCCACAAGGAUAUAAAAGUGGCGAAAAAGCUUGGUAAGUCCUGACCAAGUCACAAUACACCAUUUUCUCAUAGUGGCCAUUUCUCUUGGAUUUUUCCAUAUUUGGGAUGAGAAGCUAAAAUGCUGUUUCAGUGCUUACCAUGGAUGUGUGUGUUUAGUUGACUGAACAGGUUAACAUUGUCACCCUACUAGCUCACACCAAGAUUAUCUGGUUGGACUUACAAAUAUUUGAUUGCAACAUUAAAACAGAGCAUUCUGUUCUCAGCAUGACGUCAGAAAAAAUGGGUCCUGUCUGGACAUAUUUAAAGGGUACUGAAGUAAAAAAGUUUAAACCCACGUCAUUUCACCUCUUAAUCACAGGCCUGGAAGAGGAGGGCAGCGUAUAUGUUUUCAAGGCUGAUCAUGUGAUCGAGUUUGACGGCUUUCUCUCUGCGAACACUCUGGUGGAGUUCUUAUUAGAUGUAAGUAAAGGGUUUCAGGACAGAUUCCCAUCAUUUUCAACAAAAAAACCUGUGCCCAGUGCUCUUAUUCAUCUUGUCAUCUGUCUGUAGCUGUUGGAGGAACCAGUGGAGGUGAUUGGAAACGCUCUGGAGCUGAGAGCCUUUGACAGAAUGGAAGAAGACAUCCGCCUCAUUGGUUACUUCAAGAACGAGGACUCUGAGCGUGAGUGUGUGAGGUUGUCAACAUGAAUGAUACAUGUAAAGUAUGUUUUUUACCAUCUGAGUGCAGCUCACUGCCUCGUUGGAAGAGUCUGGGAUGAGCUGUGUGCGGCUCAUGCCCUUCAUUAUAAUAGAAGUGCAUUUUAACCCCCUCAUCUCCAUGGAUUUACAGAUCCAAUUUUACCACUGCUGCUCUCACAGCUGCCGCUGCCCUGCUCAGUCUCACAUGCUGUGGAAGAAGUGAGAGUAGAGUAGAGCUGAAUCCCAUCUGACCAACUGUGGGAGGAUUAAGGGGAGGUCAAAGUUCAGCUAUUUCCGCUCCCUGAUGUGCAAAUGUCAUGUAUACAACAGCAAAAGACAACACAAACAGAUGUGUGAUCAGGAAAACAAGAGCAUAGCGAAAAAAAAAAAAAAAAAAACCUGCUGCAGGAAACAUGUGAGCUGACAUCCCCUCUUUUAUCCUCAGACUAUGAGGCGUUUAAAGAGGCCGCAGAGCAGUUCCAGCCCUACAUUAAGUUCUUUGCAACAUUUGAGAAAUCUGUAAGUAGCUGAUAAACAAAUAAACAGACAAAUAAGUUAUGACUGUUCUUGACUGAUCUGUCUUCGUUGCUACAGGUGGCAAAGGAGCUGACUCUGAAGUUGAACGAGGUAGAUUUCUACGAGCCCUUCAUGGAGGAGCCUGUCACCAUCCCAGGCAAGCCUCACUCAGAAGAGGAGCUGGUCGAAUUCAUAACUGAGCACAGACGGUAAAUAAAGGGCAGAAUUGAGCUUAAUGCUCCAAUAAAUAAUAAGUGUUAGAUAACUUAUUUUGUUUACUAUGAGAAAUGCAUAUUUUAACCAGAGUUUACUGCUUUUUGAAUCAACAGACCAACUUUGAGAAAACUGCGUGCAGAAGACAUGUUUGAGACCUGGGUGAGUUACAGCUGUCAGGCUGGGCUGAAAACUUUUGCAUGAAACUUGCAGUGACUUGACAUUGAUAUUCUUCUUCUCAGGAGGAUGACAUCGAGGGUAUUCACAUUGUUGCUUUUGCAGAGGAGGAGGACCCUGGUAAGAGCGAGUUAUAGAUAUUGAAACCAACCCCAUGCCUGUAUUCAAAAAGAAGCCACUGCUGGCAUGAAGUUAGCUCAAGACUUACCUGAGUUUGCCAGUAUCUGAUGGCCAUAAUUUACAGACAUAGCCAACCCUGACCUGAAGUGAUAUGUGAAUUUGCUUCAGAUGGUUUUGAGUUCUUGGAGAUCCUGAAGGAGGUUGCAAGAGACAACACCCACGUACCUGAGCUCAGUAUCAUCUGGAUUGACCCUGAUGACUUCCCCCUGGUGAGAACAAAUGACAAACUCUAGUCUUAUCUGACAGGAAGUCUUGUACGUCAACUGUUUAGUCUUAUCAUAAUUUUCUGACUCUCUACAGCUGAUUCCAUACUGGGAGAAGACCUUCAAGGUGGACCUGUUCAGACCUCAGAUUGGAGUCGUCAACGUGACAGAUGUGAGUCUUCUUGUCUGAUUUGACAGGUCUGUUGUGUUUGUGUAGAUGUUUUCUGACUUUUCCUCUCUGCAUGUUUGUGAACAGGCCGACAGCGUGUGGAUGGAGAUGGACGAUGAAGAGGAUCUGCCCACCGCACAGGAGCUGGAGGACUGGAUUGAGGACGUGCUCUCCGGUAAAGUCAACACUGAGGAUGACGAUGAUGAAGAUGAUGAUGACGAUGAUGAUGAUGAUGAUGACGAUGACGACGAUGACGAGGAGGAAGAAGAAGAGGAGGACAAUAAUGAAGAUGAUGAGGAGGACACUGAUGAUGAUGACGAUGAGGAGGACACCGAUGAUGAUGAUGAUGAUGAUGAUGAUGAGGAAGAUGAUGAUGAUGAGGAUGAUGAGGAGUAAUCCACUGCCUGAAACUGUAGCUGUUGACUCCUCAGGCUUAGUUUGACAAACUGUACAGUAAAAAUCACUUUUCACAGAGAAAUAAUCCCAAAUUCAUACAGAAGAUGUGCCAGCUCGUAAUUAUAAUAAUAAACCUAUUUAAUAUCUAUAUGACAUUUUUGGACCAUGUAAAUAAGCCUGAAAAGGGUGUUAAAAUUAAAAAUAAAUAACUAAUAUAUACACCUAAA
This is a messenger RNA of Xyrichtys novacula (pearly razorfish), 6081 nucleotides long. Lineage: Eukaryota; Metazoa; Chordata; Actinopteri; Labriformes; Labridae. The record is from the annotation of a GenBank genome assembly.